GUAACAUAGCGCGGUUACUUGAGAAGUCGGUUUUCAAAUCUCGGGGACACGCUUUUCUCCCAAUAUGUCUUUGGACAUGGGGUUGUUUUCCGUUCUAGAGAAAAGUCUUUCCUUAGAAAAGUCAGAGCUUGAAGCAGCUCAGCACUUUCUUGAGGAAGCAGCCAAAGUCGACCUUUUUGGUCUCCUCAAACAACUCAGUGAUGUUUUGGUUAAUGUUGAGUGUUCGCCUCCUGUACGUAUGCAGGCUGGUAUCCAGCUGAAAAACGCCUUGUACUCUAAAGACCCGGCAUUGAAAACCCUUUAUCAACAACGUUGGUUGCAGGCCCCUUUAGAUUCUAGGCAGUACAUUAAGAAAAACUGUCUCGCUGCCUUAGGAACAGAAAUUACAACACAUAGUUCUGCUGCACAAUGUGUAGCUUAUAUCGCAUGUGCAGAAAUUCCUGCACUGCAAUGGCCAGAUUUGAUGGAGCGAUUAGUCGAAAAUGUUAUUACACCAAACAAAACUGAAUCAUGCAAGCGUUCAACAUUAGAAGCAAUAGGAUACAUAUGUCAGGAUAUAGAUCCCUGUAUUUUAGCAAGCCAGUCAAACGCUAUUUUAACUGCUAUAGUUUGCGGUAUGAAAAAAGAAGAACCAAGUGAUAGCGUUCGUCUAGCUGCAACAAAUGCUCUUCUGAAUUCCUUGGAGUUUACAAAGCACAAUUUCGAUGUUGAUAACGAGCGAAACUACAUUAUGCAAGUUGUUUGCGAAUCAACUCAAUCACCAAAUCCUCAAAUCCGUGUCGCAGCUCUUCAGUGCUUAGUAAAAAUAAUGUCUCUUUACUAUAGUUAUAUGGAGCCGUAUAUGAAGCAAGCAUUAUUUGCUAUCACAUUAGGUGCUAUGAAAGACUCUGUACCGGAAGUUGCUCUCCAAGGGAUUGAAUUCUGGUCUACAGUUUGUGAUGAAGAAAUCGACUUAGCUAUUGAUGUUACCGAAUGCUUUGAGAAAGGACAACCUCCAGCGGUUUCCAGUAUGUUUUAUGCUAAAGGUGCCUUGCAGUUUAUUGUACCAAUUUUAAUGGAAAUACUUGCUCAACAAGAUGAAUCCAUGGAUGAUGACGAAUGGAAUCCGAGUAAAGCUGCUGGUGUGUGUUUAAUGCUUCUGGCACAAUGUUGUGAAGAUCCAAUUGUCAAUCUUGUCAUACCAUUUGUAAAAGAUAAUAUUAAAAAACCUGACUGGCGUUACAGAGAUGCUGCUGUCAUGAGCUUUGGUAGUAUUCUUGAAGGUCCAGAUCCUGCAGCACUAAAGCCUCUAGUAGAGUCUGCUAUGCCUGUGAUAAUUGAAUUGUUACGUGACGAGUCACCAGCCGUCCGCGAUACAGCUGCAUGGACUAUUGGACGCGUUUGUGAAACCCUUCCAGAAGUUGCUCUACACGAAGCAUAUUUAGUCCCUUUGUUAACUGGGUUAGUUGAAGGAUUGUCUGCUGAACCAAGAGUUGCUGCCAAUGUUUGUUGGGCAUUUUCUAGUCUUGCUGAAAGUGCCUAUGAUGCCGCUUCAGAAAAUUCCGGUCAGAAUGGGGAACCAAGGACCUAUGUACUAUCUCAAUACUUUAAUGUGAUUACAGAACGCCUACUAGCAACUUCUAGUCGACCCGAUGGUGGACAGCAUAAUCUUCGUAAUGCAGCCUAUUCAGCCUUGAUGGCCUUGAUGCGAUCUGCAGCUCAAGAUUGUUACUGUGAAGUUCAACGUGUCACACUGAUUGUGCUUGAACGAUUAGAGUCAAUUAUAGGAUUGGAGCAUCAAAUUGUUUCACAUCAAGACAGAGCACAAUUUAAUGAUCUACAAUCUUUGUUAUGUGGUACUUUACAGUCUGUUUUAAGAAAGAUCAGUAAAGAGGAUGCUCCUGCAAUAUCGGACAAGGUAAUGUUGGCCCUCAUGUCUAUGUUUCGUACCACUACCACCACAUCGGUUCCCGAGGCUUCCGGUGACCAAUCGGCAAUCAAUGGUGAAACGGAUAAAACAAAAUUCAGUGAUGGUGUACAAGAAGAUGCAUUACUUGCAGUGUCUGCACUUGUUGAAGCAGUUGGUGAAUCGUUUGUCAAAUAUGUGAAUGAUUUUAUGCCUAUCUUGGUAGUUUGUUUACGUAAUCAUAGAGAAACACAAGUUUGUAUGAAUGCAGUUGGUUUGUUAGGCGAUAUGUGUCGAGUUUUAAACAAGAAUCUACUUGCACACUGUGAUGGUCUUAUCACUAUUCUAAUGGAAAUCUUGCAGGAUAUCAAUGCGCAUAAAUCACUUCGUCCUGCUAUCUUGUCUACAUUUGGUGAUUUGUCUUUGGCUUUGGGUUCAGAAUUUUGGAAAUAUCUCCCUAUUGUUUUGGAGACAUUAAGUCAAGCCACUCAAGCUGAAGUUAAUUUAGAAGAUCCUGAUAUGGUAGAAUAUCUUAAUUCAUUGCGUACUAGUUGUUUAGAAGCAUACACUGGUAUUAUUCAAGGUUUAAAAGGAGAUGGACCACAAUCAACUGCUGCUUUAGAAUUUGUUGCUGGUCAUGUCUCGCAUAUAUUAUCAUUUAUUCAACAUAUUGGCUCAGAUUCAAUUACAACGGAAGAUUUAAUCUCGGCUUCAUGUGGAUUAAUUGGUGAUCUUGUCUCCGCUUAUGGUGUUAGUAUUUUAUCACUUGUGGAAGUUGACGGAAUUGCUUCGGUUUUACAAAAAGGCAGACGUGCUAAAGCAUCACGUACUAAAAAUUUAGCAGUUUGGGCUACAAAAGAAAUUCGUAAAUUAAAAAAUACCGCCAAUAAUUCAUCAACAUCCGCUAAUACAACUACUGUGUCCAAUUCCAAUUUGUCACAUACAACAGCUACAACUGUUCAAGCUUCACCAUCAGGAUAAAUAUAUUCUGACGCUUCAGAUUACUUUUCCAUUUCUAACAAGAGAUAAAGAGAGAACACACCUUCCUUAAUAUAAAUAAAUUUGUACAUUCUUCCAAUAUGAAAAUCCACUAUCUUUCGAAUUCUCCUUUUCUCUUAUUGUUAUAUGCUUCUUCCAGUCACUCACUCACUCGCACACACACACACACAACACACAUACGCAAAGAGUCUCCCCCCUCUAGUUCGGUCUUUUAUAAUUAUCAUUAACAAAAAAAUAUAUCUAUAUAAAUAUAUGAUAAUAAUAAUAAUAAUAACUAAAGUUGG
Messenger RNA from Schistosoma turkestanicum, 3168 nucleotides. The record is from the annotation of a GenBank genome assembly. Lineage: Eukaryota; Metazoa; Platyhelminthes; Trematoda; Strigeidida; Schistosomatidae.